CCAUCAGAGCUUGGGCUGUUGCACAAGCUGGAAAAAUUCUCGGUGGAUGGAAACAUGUUAACAGGAACCAUACCAGAGGAACUGGGGGAUGCCACCGAUUUGAAUUUCCUAGUGUUCAUUCUCAACUCAUUAACUGGGAAUAUCCCAGAAUCUAUUUGGCAUCUCCCCUUGGAUACUCUUGCUUUGGGGCAGAAUCAACUCUCAGGAACCCUUCCUACGGAAAUUGGGUUGCUGAGCAAUCUCACCUAUCUGUCUCUUUCUUACAAUGGCUUCUCAGGAGAGAUACCAUCACAGAUUGGCUUGUUGACUGAUGUCAUCAAUGUGAAUCUCUAUUUCUCUAGCUUCACCGGCACCAUCCCCACAGAGAUUGGUCAGCUCUCUUCUGCUGAUUAUCUUGGUUUUUCUUCUUGUGCCUUCACUGGAACUAUUCCCACUGAAGUGGGCCUCCUAACGGACUUGAGCCUCUUGUGGAUGGAUGGAAACAGCCUCACGGGAUCAAUUCCGAGUGAAAUUGGUCAAAAUAUUCACAUGGAAGGUUUGUCUCUUGGAACUUCCGACCUAACUGGGACACUGCCAUCUGGGUUGGCGAAUGCCCCAUUGACCAUGCUAUUUCUGGAAAACUCUCUUCUGUCUGGCUCUCUCCCUGAAGGGCUCAGUCCAGAUCUUAUAUAUUUGUCACUGUCAAACAGCACAUUCCUGACUGGCACAAUCCCCCAAAACCUGACAAGCUUGGAUUUCGUGUAUGUGGAUGGGACUGAGUUGUCAGGAAUACUUCCAGAGUAUCUCUGUGGAAUUACGGAUCUUGUCUUUGACUGCAGCCCUUUGUUAUGUGGAUGCAGUUGUCUUUGUGCCAAUGAAACCAACAGCUCUGCAGCCUCCAUGAUAGUGGGUGCGAACAACGAAACACUGUGA
Molecule: messenger RNA, 912 nt
Organism: Seminavis robusta
Lineage: Eukaryota; Bacillariophyta; Bacillariophyceae; Naviculales; Naviculaceae
Source: the annotation of a GenBank genome assembly